UACUUCAUAUGGGGCCGGCCGGCCCAGAUAAUGUUGCUUACGGGCCUAUUGUUGUGUUGUUACGCCAUUGGAUCUAUUGGAGGUCCAGUGGGAAUUUCAGGAUCAUAACCAGUGCUGGAGUUAAGCUCUAAUAGCGCCUAUUCUGCGUUCCGCCCGCCUUGCUGGCUCGGAAAUCGUGCGCACCCACAGAUUUGAUUUUGUGUUUCUAAUGUGCGACCAGCGUUACUUGUUAUUUAAAUUAAUACAAAUUUACCCAUUUAAUGAAACACUGGUCCUUACAGCGACUGAAAUAAAAAACCUUCCUUUUUAAAGUGAUGAUUUACUUUGGAAUACAAAAACCCAUCGAAGCGUUGACGCCAACCUUUAUAUUUAGCAGCCAAAGCUACGCACUCAGGGGACUGCACUGUUUUGGUGCGGCACGUGAGGUUUAAAUUGAAUAAUCCGAGGGUGGGAAGAUUAGUUUCGCUUCUUUCUUUUUUUGUAUUUAUCAGUUGUUUUACAUAACCACAAACCUGGGCAAGCUUACAAACCGACAAAAGACAGCGCUGUCUCAUCGACACCGGAGGCGGCAGCGGUUGCCCAGCGUGCCGCCCAAACACAAAGCCACCACGGCAGCGCCAGGCAUCAUGAUGGAGGGGGGCAUGCAGCUGCUCAACCGCGAUGGGCACAGCAUCUCGCACAACUCGAAGCGGCACUAUCACGACUCCUUCGUCUCCAUGAACAGGAUGCGACAGCGUGGCCUGCUGUGUGACAUCGUGCUUCAUGUUUCCAACAAAGAAAUCAAGGCGCACAAAGUGGUGCUGGCGUCCUGCAGCCCGUAUUUCCACGCCAUGUUUACCAAUGAGAUGUCUGAGAGCCGGCAGACUCAUGUGACCCUGCACGACAUCGACUCCCAAGCUUUGGAGCAGCUCGUCCAGUACGCCUACACAGCAGAGAUUGUGGUCGGGGAAGGUAACGUCCAGACCUUGCUCCCAGCCGCCAGCCUGCUGCAGCUCAACGGGGUGAGGGACGCAUGCUGCAAGUUCCUCCUCAGUCAGCUGGAUCCCUCCAACUGCCUGGGCAUCCGAGGCUUUGCAGACACGCACUCCUGCAGCGACCUGCUCAAGUCGGCGCACAAGUACGUGCUGCAGCACUUUGUGGAAGUGUCCAAAACAGAGGAGUUCAUGCUGCUGCCGCUGAAGCAGGUCCUUGACCUGAUCUCCAGUGAUAAUCUAAACGUGCCGUCUGAGGAGGAGGUGUACCGCGCUGUGUUGAGCUGGGUGAAACAUGACAUAGAUGGACGGAGGCAGCAUGUGCCGUGGCUGAUGAAGUGUGUGCGGCUGCCUCUGCUGAGACGAGACUUCCUGAUGAGCAACGUUGACACGGAGCUGCUAGUGCGUCACCACUCAGAGUGCAAAGAUCUGCUGAUCGAGGCUCUGAAGUACCACCUGAUGCCUGAGCAGAGGGGCGUCUUGAGCAACAGCCGGACGCGCCCUCGGCGCUGUGAGGGUGCCAGCCCCGUGCUCUUUGCCGUCGGCGGGGGGAGCCUUUUCGCCAUCCACGGAGACUGCGAGGCGUACGACACAAGGACGGAUCGCUGGCACAUGGUGGCAUCCAUGUCCACACGGCGUGCACGAGUCGGUGUGGCGGCCAUAGGGAACAGACUCUAUGCCGUCGGAGGGUAUGAUGGAACCUCAGACCUCGCAACGGUGGAGUCCUACGAUCCCAUCACCAACUCCUGGCAGCCCGAGGUUUCCAUGGGAACAAGGCGGAGUUGCCUGGGUGUAGCUGUCCUGCAUGGCCUGCUGUACGCUGCUGGGGGUUAUGAUGGAGCUUCCUGUCUGAACAGCGCAGAGCGUUACGACCCUCUGACCAGCACCUGGACAUCAAUCGCCGCCAUGAGUACCAGAAGGAGAUAUGUACGAGUAGCAACUCUGGACGGGAGCUUAUAUGCGGUGGGAGGCUACGACAGCUCCUCACAUCUGGCUACAGUGGAGAAAUACGACCCGCAGAGCAACACGUGGACGGCCAUCGCUAACAUGCUGAGCCGCCGCAGCAGCGCUGGGGUGGCCGUGCUGGAUGGCAUGCUGUACGUGGCGGGAGGCAACGACGGCACCAGCUGUCUGAACUCAGUGGAGCGGUUCAACCCGAAGACGAACACCUGGGAAGGAGUCGCCCCCAUGAACAUACGCAGGAGCACUCAUGACCUGGUGGCUAUGGACGGGUGGUUAUACGCCGUGGGAGGCAACGAUGGCAGCUCAAGUCUCAACUCCAUCGAAAAGUACAACCCGCGCAGCAACAAGUGGGUUGCGGCCUCCUGCAUGUUCACGCGCCGCAGCAGCGUGGGCGUAGCGGUGCUGGAGCUCCUGAACUUUCCGCCGCCUUCCUCCCCCACCCUAUCGGUGUCCUCCACCAGCCUUUGACACGGGGUCACCGUUUGGUUGACCUCGGCCACCGCUGCUACAGCCCAGACUGGAUCUGGGAAAAGACGAAACUGUUCUGUGUGAGAAGCAGGGGAGGAGGAGGACUGCAGGCAGCACAUAGAGGGAGGGAGGACUACUGAGGCCUCCUUAUGUGGUACAGUACACUCCAGAAUUAUUAGCACCUGGUAAAACAGGAUAAAAUAUGACGAUAGAAUACGAGUCUAAAUACAUUGGAGUUUUUGAAAAUAAUAUAACAAUGCAAUUAUGAAAUAUUUAUACUAAAGUUUUCCCCUUAUUUCUAGAUGUCUCUUUUUGCCACGUUGCUAUUAGCUCUGAACUGCACCGUAUCUGGUCUGGAUUGCCUCAGAGCCCCUCUCCGUAUAUCACAAUCAUUCAAAACCUGUUUCUUGAAAAAUAAAAUAAAAAGCAAAAGGGUGCAGCCCAUCAUGAUUAGUGUUUGAAACACAUAUCAUAAAACACCCUGAUUCUGUAAAGUUUGCUGUUACUUUUGGGUUAGAUGUCGUAGUUUUCUGCACAGCUUUUCUUUUUUUUAACGUCAGAAGUUUUUCACAAUAAUAUAUAAUAUAUAUAUAUAUUAAAAAAAAGACGGAUGCCGAACGAUUUUACUUUUGGAAUGUAGCCUUUUAGUGGUUGUACCAUGCAUGUUUCCUUCUCAGCACAGAUUCUCCUCCUUCCAAAAAAAAAAAAAAAAAAAAAAAGAGAGAAAUGUAGAUGUGGUGCCACUGUGCAUCGCUAGGUGGCAGUAACAAGCAAUGUUUAAAAGCACUGCAAGAAAGCAUGGAUACAAAUAACAGGCUUUGCCCUCAGAACUGUAAAUGAGUUUGGAUCUUUAUUUAUAUAAAAUGACAAAUAAUACAGAAGUAUAUGUAUUUAUAAGAUCUAAUAUAUUCUGUUUUAAAGAGAAAGAAACAGAUCCAACUAUUUCAGAGUGUUUUAUUAUUUAUUUAGGCGUGUGACGUGCAUGUCAUGGACGGAAAUGGGGAAGAAGAUUGAGAGAUUGAGAGAGGACUGUGUGGGUCUGGGAUUGUGGACUGCUUGCUGUGUUUUGCAUUUCUUAAUGUUUAUUCACUGCCACAUGACCCUGUACCUCACUGUAUAUCUGAUUGUAUUUAUUGUCUCUUACCUAAAUUCUUUUUCAAAACGCGUAUAGGUGCAUUGUUUACUCCUCAGGAUAGCCAGGCUUGAAAGGUGGAUGCUGUCGUUUACUUUCUCCACUUUGAAAUUGAUCCAUAUCUGUUUUUAAACUGUGUUUAGCUCAUGUUUUAGGUUCUACUUUUUUCAAACGAAGCUGAAACGACGGUGUGCGUUCCGAUCGCAUAAAUGUUACAAUGAAAACCUGCUUUGUCUGAAGUAUUCCCCUCAAACCCUUUAGGUCUAGUCGGAUGUCAUAGCUGAGUUCAGUUCAUGUGUAGUGCAGUGAUACCAUUCCAGACUUCUAAGAAGUUGUCUUUUCUCCUUAUUUUAAAGGAUUUAGUUGAUCUGUUUUAUUAUUUUUCAUUUCUCCAUAUUCAUUAGUGUGCAAAGGUAGAAUUGGAGCGUUGAUGCCCUUAUAAAAAUGUGAUUUAUUCUGUAAAGUGAGUUAAAAAGCUGCACAAAUUCACAUAAGACUCAAAGCCUUUGUCGUGUGGAAUGAAAUGUACAUUUAUUAUUCAGUUUCUUAGUUUUGAUUUUGCAAUUUUAUUGUGACUGUAACCCUUUUUUAAGUUUGUGGUCGAUGUUGUGAUAUUUGUUUAUUUAUAUGUUUGCUAUUUAUGAAACUUUACUAUGUUGAAUUUUGCACUAUUAUGAAGUGGAGCAAUACCGUACACUUGAAAGGAAAUAAAGACGUUUUCAGAUGUG
Cyprinodon tularosa is the source of this 4262-nucleotide messenger RNA. It is a transcript of the gene klhl17, whose product is annotated as kelch-like family member 17. Bases 627 to 2402 code for a protein of 591 amino acids. The record is from RefSeq and is a predicted model, not a curated record. The transcript is spliced from 12 exons. Lineage: Eukaryota; Metazoa; Chordata; Actinopteri; Cyprinodontiformes; Cyprinodontidae. Gene Ontology annotation, molecular function: protein binding.